Mesocestoides corti is the source of this 1752-nucleotide messenger RNA. NCBI's taxonomy places the organism in Eukaryota, Metazoa, Platyhelminthes, Cestoda, Cyclophyllidea, Mesocestoididae. The record is from the annotation of a GenBank genome assembly.
AUGUACUGCUUGCAGUAUCGACAGCAAAUUGCCGCUCAGUGGUUCCUCUCUAACAUUUCUCUGGAUGGUACCUGCACUGGCACUUCCAAGAAGCCUUGUACCGAGGAAGGUACACUUGUACAGCCGUUCCUUGGAGCCGAUGGUACUGAGUAUGCAAGGAAAGAUCCUUCCGAAUCUGGUAGCACGCACGCCGUUAGUGAGAAUCCAUCACCAUCAAGCAACGAGAAAUUCGACCUGUGUCAUUCGGAGGAGCUAACCUCGCUAUGGCAAAAUGCGUGUCACAGCGCGAGCACCCACGACUCGUCUGAGCAUGCGGCUGGGUCGUUUCGGCAACGAGUUAGGUCGUGUGGUGCUCCACAACGGUCGAUGUCAUCGGUGACUGGACUGCCUCUUGCCGACGAGGAGGCGCUCAGUCCUCAUGACAACAAUUCUUUCCGGUUUGCAAUCUCGACUAUGAGUUUACGAAACCCACCCCUCGUUAUUGCCUCAGUCAUCCCACUGUCUCGUGAUCCUCUGAUGCAGACGGGCGUUGCAAAAUGUCAAUGUACCCCAUCAAGUACCACUCCAGGUGGCAUGAACAGACAGCGCUCCGUCCCGGAAACUCCGUCGGCACUGUUCAAUGCCCUCUUCCGCCACACGGGCUGGUCCGGCUCGAUUACUCAGGAUAGCUGGACGGAGGCCAUCACGGCAACCGCGCCACUUGUCGCCAAACCUCUGAACCAUCUCAAAUCAGUUAACUUCGAGGAGUGUUCCUACGCUCACCUCCUCGCGCCACGCAAGUCGCAAGGCCAGCCAGUUCGGCGAGCACGUCGCAGAGCCGAGACGGUUGGCGACGAUGUUGGCCUUGCUUCAAGGUCCCAGCCUCCGCGUGGGUCUCCGCAGUGUCGUACUCGAUCCCAGACCCUCUCGCUAUCCAGCGUAGCCUCAGCGAGCUCCAAACACGAGGACAGUCCCUUCGUUGUCGGUCAGCAGCAGGUGCAGUCGUCAAGCACGUCAGCGACUGGAACACCCGGCAUUACCCGAGGCGGGCCAUCGGUCCGUUUUCGUGCCGAAUCAUCAAGCUCUGAGAACGUCGAUUUACUGCAGGGGGCGGUGGCGGCGGCGGCGGCGUCACAUAAUGCGCCUCCCCUCACCCCUGUUCUCUACGACGAUCCCCUGGUCAACUACAACCCUCACCUUCUUGAUGACCCUACGAUCCCUCAGAAGACGAAUUUUCGGGUCUUCUCCUUGUCGGGCUACGUGACCAGCAUUCUCGGCUACCGACGUCCGAAUGAGCACAAACGUAACAUCAACCGCGAAUUCCACCAGCGUUUUCCAAACAUCCAACUCACUUUGACUAAAAUGCGAAGCAUCAAACUCGCUCUCCUCUCGAUUGCCUUUCGACUAUUCGUGUGCAAAGUGAAUCGAAAGUUGUGCGCGGGAGCCGCGAUGUUGAUAAGCGCCAAGUUGAACGAUCUCAAGGGCGCAGCUCUGCUCAGCCUCAUUCAGAAUUGUAGAAAACUAGUCAUUUCAAACACGAGUGGUUACGAAGACAUCCCUGACGGCACUACUGAUGCCUUUUUUGUAUCCAUCACUUUGGAGACAGAUGCUAGCGUUGAAGCGCAUUACACGGCGUUUAAUGCGACAGAAUCCCGCAACGAGGCGUUUUACCUCCAAGUUGGCAACCACACUCACUGGAGCAUGAGUUGGACAGCAGUGGCCGUGGCAAAUGUAGGCGUUGUGUGCGAAUGGGAAUCGCCAAGGUCGGAAUAG